Suillus fuscotomentosus is the source of this 3387-nucleotide messenger RNA. RefSeq lists its product as uncharacterized. The transcript has 12 exons. Lineage: Eukaryota; Fungi; Basidiomycota; Agaricomycetes; Boletales; Suillaceae. The coding region runs from base 1 to 3387 and encodes 1128 amino acids. The record is from RefSeq and is a predicted model, not a curated record.
AUGUCAAUCCGCUACCAGUGUAAUCAGUGUCUUUCCCAUGGCUGUUCGUCAUUCUUCCCCCAGUCUGCAGAUCCAUCUAUGUGCUAUUGCGGUCAUUCAUCAACAUCUCAUGACCAAAGUCCACCCCCAGCAGAACCUAUACGUCAUCCUUCAUUCCCACCCCGAGGAGGGAUAGGUUCAUGCUCUGAAUUUCGAAGUGUGGGUAACAUCCAGAUUGAAGACUAUUUUCAAGCAUGUGUGUGUGGCCAGCACUAUAGCGCACAUACACCAUCUGUUGCUCCUUCAUCCAAUGCUGGUGCAUCGAGCAUGAACCUUCCCAUGCCGCUACAACUGAGCUUACCAGCAGGCAAUGUUGCAACCACACCCUCACAAGCUUCACGUUUAGUCAAUGCACCUAUUGAAGCUACGCACUCUUCCGAUUUCUUCAGCUCCUUACCACGGCAUUCUAUUCCACUUUAUUCCAUGCCAGCAUCCAGGUCUGACACGGUCCUACCAUUGGCAGGUGGUACGCAGUCUUUGGUAUCCUCAUAUGCACCACAUGCUGCAUUACAACCACCCAUCUCACGAGGGCACAUGGCAUUCGGUGUACCCAUGGCAGGCAUUACAAUGGGAACCUUUGGUGCACGAGGGCGUGGUCGUGGUCGUGGUCGAGUUCACCCUGUCACGCAGUCAGCACGAACAUUGAAGAUCCAGCUGAUCAUUUUGCCAAAAGAUCUUCUGAAUCUAUAUGAUGUCGAUGAUCCAUCAGUGUCUGACGAUGACGCUGUAGUUACUACACGUAUGCGUGCUGGAGAAGCAUUAGCUGCAGACUUGCGCUUUCUUGCCAAACAUGGCUUGAAUAGGCAAGUCACACUAAUCGCGCAAAGACCUCAAGACUAUUUGCUUGAUCAGAUUGCUGACGCGGUCAGAGAUAUGGCUGUUGACGCAAAACUUGCCUUUCCAGCAUGGCAGCCAGAAGCCCUCGACCUCGAUGGUGAUAACACGAACCGUGAGAUGCACAUCCAGUUCCAUGAACUUCCUUUCCGUUUUGUUCUACCAGGCAAUGCCAAUGCUUCCCUCGGCCAACUGCUACAUUCGCAUCGACCAUUCAUUUUCUUUCCAAAAAGCGGUGCUCACGAGUUACAAAUCCUGCAGACCCAACUGUCGGGUUAUUAUACAUCUGUCCCAAGGGAGGGCCAAUUAAUCAUGGCCCAUCUUGUACAAGGCAUCAAUGACCCUCUUGGUACACCCGACCGUUUUCAAACUGUAACUUGCAAGGCAUCUUGUCCCGAAGAUGAUGUGCCUCAAUCACCUGUAACUGUGUCCUACAUUCCAUCCACACCUAGCACAAGUGUGUCAGCUGCUACUCCAUCAUCGUCCAACUUUUCCACUGGCAGCAAUAUUUCAUCCUCAAACCUUACCCGGUACCACAAUCGUGAUCGUUCUGCCUCGCCAGGACGCACAUCAGCUGGCAAUAUGUUUCAUGCCCAGUCUCAAUCUCGUGGACGUACAGUUGAACGCCUGACCCCUUACAUUCAAUGCCACUCAGUUUCCUCAUCUCCAGAUAAUCUCAUGCUAGAUUCACCGGAACUAGCUGCAUCAUCUGAGCCAUUACGCUCCACCAUGUCCAAUGAUGCUGCUCCAUCUGUACAGCUAGUUGAAGACAUAGUCAUGGAUCUGCGUCCUGUAAUCCAAUAUCGUCGUCAUCGAAAUAGACGCGCAUUGUCUCCAUUACGUCCUUUCCCUGCCCAGCCUGGGCGUAAUUCUACUAUGCCUCUACCUGAUCAGGUUCCAUCGACACCUUCUUCAUCUGAAGAUCGAUCCAGGAGCUCCAUCAAUCCAAACCCAGGCACUAUCCUUCGUCGUUCAACCAGAUCUAGACGUGGAUCUCAUACUCCACUAGGUUCAUAUGAUGACACUGGGUCACCAAUCAUACCCUUCGAUACUGCAGCAUUCAUUUCGAUAGAUCAGCUGCGUCGGAGCAUUGAUGCAUCAGUAGAUGUGGGUCAUUCAACCAGCAUCCUUCGCAUUGAAGCCGAAUCUAUUAUCCAUGCUGCGAAUGGACUUGUUGGCUGGCUUGGGCACCAGCGCCUUCACAUGGAUGACUCCCAUCCAUACAAGGCACCGAAUGACGCUAUAAGCUUCAUUGUUAGUCCAGAUGCCCCCGAGGAUCGCCUAAACAUCUUUUCCAAAAUAUGGCAGGUGCAGGCUGGACAUCCAGAUGCUACCGACAGCAUUGGAGAUGGUGUAUUGCGCCAAGUUCUUGAGAGUGCCCUCACUAAGUGCAUAUCAUGGAAGCCCAGCUGCACUUCCACGGACAGUGGUGAUGGAGGGGAAGAUGGUGAUGGUGAUACUUGUGAGAUGCUUGAUGAUGGAUAUGUCACGCUGAGGAUUUCAAGUUUUCCUUCUGACGAGAAGCUUGAUAUUGUGUUUGCUCUGGGACGACUUGCAGCGAUCUAUAUGAUCAAAGUCGGCAAUGGGCCUGAUCCGAUCUCACCAGCUCUUCUGGAGUGCAUUAUUAAUGGUGUUGAUGCCAUUAUGGACCUUCCCUGGCUUCGUCAAUUUCAUCCAUCUCUGACGCAGACACUUGUACUCCUUCCGAUAGAGCACGGUGGAGAAAUGCCAAGCAAUGUGCAGGAUCGUCUUAAACUAGUGCGUAUCUUUCAAACACAUAUGGGUUCCACGUACGGCGAGAUUGUCCAAGCCUCGAAAGAUCAAUGGCCACAAAUCAAACGUGAUUUCUUCAGCAGCGCACUACUGGGACAUCCUGCAGCGAAGAUAAUCAACUCCAAGGAAUUCCAUGCGUUCAAAGAUGGUUUUGAUAUGUUUCUGACGACAUCAUUGGGAUCUCUGUGUCAUUCAUUGGCACCGACAUCAAAGAAGAUAUUUCAAGAUAUAUUCAACCGGCGUGUGACGGUGGAUGCACUAAUCCCACUGUUACGAUUUGAAAUAGAUGGUGAUGCAGUUUUCCGUGCACACAUGUCUCCAAUGCUCCAGUCCUUCCAAGAUGCAUUCUAUCGCUAUCUCAGGGGCAGUGGACAUUCUAAUGACCCUUUAUUUUCUGCUUUCACCGUUCGGGAAGGUGCCACCGCUGAUCCUAAUUAUCGUGCUCGCCGCUUUGUCAAAGUAUUGAGUGGGAUUCACCUUCUGCCACCCACUACACUCCAAGUUUUCAAGAUAGUGUUACAGUUUAAUGGUCAAUAUAACAUCGAUGAGGAUGUCAUUCCGCCACUGCCUCAUACAUGCCUCUACACAUUGGACGUUUUCAUUAACCCACCGUUAAUCAAAUACCUGCAAAAUCCAUCCGAUGAUCCCCGAGAACUGACUGUCUUAGAUCGCUGCUUACAUUAUGCUUUUUUGGAGGCCGGUGAUGAUAGCUUCAACGCCAGAAUGCCUAUUACUAUCUAA